Messenger RNA from Sesamum indicum (sesame), 823 nucleotides. RefSeq names its product FKBP-type peptidyl-prolyl cis-trans isomerase. The record is from RefSeq and is a predicted model, not a curated record. Lineage: Eukaryota; Viridiplantae; Streptophyta; Magnoliopsida; Lamiales; Pedaliaceae.
UAAUUUUGGGGUGUUGCAGAUAUUUUCCUGAACUCAUCGAAUCCCCUCAACCUCAGAAUCAUGAAAAAACACAAUAAUCAAGGAAAAUAAACGGCCACACGAAACAGAACAGCCCAACUACCAGUAACCAGAAACAACAAUGGCGACUCUACCACCUUCAACGCUGCGACUCCACAAACCGAACACGACAUUCCCAUCAUCAGCAAGGCCAAACCCAACACUGAAAUUCCACGCGCCACCUCGCGCCGCCCCGGAAGAGGACUCCUCCUCCACCUCAACCUCGUCCGAGCCCGCACCCGACCAGGAUGACAGCUUCGAGAACCGCCUCUCACAAGUCCGUGUCCGCUACCGCAGUGGAACCGGGAAAAAGGCCGAGAUCCGGAAGUCCCGGAAGGGGAAGAAAACCGGGUCGGGAGCUUCUGGGUCGAGCGUAUUUCUCCCGCCCGUGCCGUUAAAAGAGGCAGUGUCAGAGGGGUUGAAUGUGGAAUUCGGAUUCAGUCCGUAUUCGGAGCGGAUCAAUGGACGGAUUGCAAUUCUGGGAUUAUCCGCUUUGUUCUUAGUGGAGCUGGCUACGGGCAAGGGAGUAAUUAAUUAUCACACCCCUGCUAUUGUUUUCAUUCAGGUGUACUUUGUGGCUGCUGUUUCCGCGUUGUAUGUAAAGUAUGAGAAAGAAAAAGUUAGUGUGUGGCCACAGUCUGAAAAAUGAUGGCAGUUCUUGAAGUGAAUUAUAAGUUGUUACAACGUUUUUGUACUAAUGUAUUGCUCACUUAAUUGAUCUGAGUUUUGUGCAUUUCUUGUUUAAUGAUCUGAAGUGUUAUUUUAA